Molecule: messenger RNA, 1369 nt
Organism: Castor canadensis (American beaver)
Lineage: Eukaryota; Metazoa; Chordata; Mammalia; Rodentia; Castoridae
Source: RefSeq, a predicted model, not a curated record
GUCUGCAUGCUUUGCUCUGUGGGCUAUCAUCUUUUUUCCUGUCAUCGAUCAGAAAAAACCUGUCGAAGAUGGAUGGCCUUAGAUUAUGCAGGAAUCUCUAUUGGAAUACUCGGCUGCUAUGUCUCAGGAGUAUUUUAUGCAUUUUACUGCAACAAUUAUUGGCGUCAAGUAUACUUGAUCACCGUGCUUGCGAUGAUCCUGGCAGUAUUCUUUGCCCAGAUUCAUCCCAGUUACCUCACACAGCAGUGGCAGAGGCUCCGCUCUAUCAUCUUUUGUUCUGUUUCGGGCUAUGGAGUAAUCCCUACUCUUCACUGGGUUUGGCUCAAUGGAGGAAUCGGUGCUCCUAUCGUACAGGACUUUGCACCCCGUGUAGUUGUGAUGUAUGUGAUUGCUCUUCUUGCUUUCCUAUUCUACAUUUCCAAAGUUCCAGAACGGUAUUUUCCAGGACAACUAAACUACCUCGGAUCAAGCCACCAAAUAUGGCAUGUCCUUGCAGUAGUGAUGUUAUAUUGGUGGCAUCAGUCCACAGUAUAUGUCAUGCAGUACAGACACAGCAAGCCUUGUCCUGACUAUAUUUCACAUUUGUGAAUUCAGAAUCAGGAAUGAAGAAUCAGGGAGGAUCUGUCACAUCUUAUGGCAUCCUACCUGGACAGAGUACCCGAUGUGAAGAUUCUGACUGACUGGCAUAGAGCUGUACAACUCUCCAUUUAGCAGGUACCUACUAGAGAUACACUUUGCCCUGUAUUAAAAUGUCAAGGGGCAAAGCCUGCACUUCUGGAUUCCUGCCAGUUGCUGAGCUGAAUAGGCCCACAUCAACCCAAAAUCAUCAUUCCUGGUAAUUCCAGUCCUAUAGAAUGUGAAAAAAAUCAUCUCAGCUGUUAGGGGAGGGACAGAAGAGUCUUCUCUAUGCAUUGUCACAAUAACUGUGUUUAUAUUGAAGAGAAAUAUUGAAGAGACAUUUUUUAGCAUAUUUCUAUAGGGUAAUGAGAUAAUGUUCCAGAACUAAUGGCUACCUUCAAAGAAAAAAACAGAAAUCCCCCACAUACAUUUCCUGAAGGGAGAAAAACGAUUGGGACUUCUGGUAAAAAGUGAACUUCUUUAUCUUUCUACAGCUCAAAUGAACAGCCACCAAGGUCCUUGUCCUGCUCUACAAAUGUGUCAUCAAAAUACUACCUAGCAUGCACGUAAUUUCAAUUGUACCAACCAUCUGAACUUUUUAAACAUGCAACAAAUAAAACUUCAAAAGCUCAUGCCCUGAUAGGAGAACAGGUACAUAUGAUGCUUGAGUUAGGCUCCUUAAAAAGGAAUUAUUCAAAACAAAUAGCUCAAACUGUAUCAUAUAUUCUUCUCCAAAGAGGUUAGCUGUAAC